AUGCAACUGGUGAUGGUUCAUGGCUCCGGCCAGAACGAACUGACCUACCACUACCAGACGGCGCGGUUCGAAAACGCGGAUGCCGUCAACCUGCCCGGCCACCCGGACGGGGAACCACGGGACAGCAUCCGCGGGUACGUAGAUUGGGUGCGGGACUACGCGCAGGGGAAAGGGUAUCCGCCCUUCGUUCUGUUCGGGCACUCCAUGGGCGGAGCGAUUGCGCUGGACUAUGCGCUGCGCUUCCCUGAGGACCUGGCCGGGUUGGUGCUGAUCGGAACCGGCGGGCGGCUGCGCGUGCAUCCCGACUACCUGAACCGCUGCCUGGAUGAGGCCCAAUGGCGCGCGGAGGCGCCGGCGUAUUACGAGGCCAUCAACGCACAACUUGCGCCUCAACUGGCAUCCCGCGCUCUGCAAUCCGGCCCGAUGGUCGAGCACAACGACCUGGCGGCCUGCGACAGGUUCGACGUAAUGGAGCGUCUCAAGGAGAUCGGGUUGCCGUCGCUGGUGAUCGUUGGCGCUGAUGACAUAAUGACCCCGGUGCGUUAUGCGGAAUACUUGGGCCGCGAGUUGCAGGACGCCGAGGUGGUAGUGGUGUCCGACUCGGGGCACUUCGUCACCCUGGAACAACCGGAAGCGGUUAACGACGCCAUCGCGCGUUUUCUGAAGCGGCUGGAUGACAGCAACGGUUAG
Geodia barretti is the source of this 690-nucleotide messenger RNA. The record is from the annotation of a GenBank genome assembly. Lineage: Eukaryota; Metazoa; Porifera; Demospongiae; Tetractinellida; Geodiidae.